GGCCUUCAAGGCCAUCAAGCGCGUCUACCUGCGCAUGCUGAAGCGCAAGCGGGCUGCCUACGCGCAAGCCAACGGGGGCGAAGAAGACUCGGCCGCCAAGGGUGCUGCUGAGGCUGCUGGGGCGGGAUUCCUCGCUGCCCAUUGACGACGACACCACGGUACCCAUGCUACCUCUCGAUAGCAUUCCAUUGCCAAACGGGCAGCUCAGCGUUGACAACUACGAACCGGUCGAGAUGGAGGUGGACAGUGACGAUGGGACGCAGACAUGCACUCUAGAAGUGGCGGCUGGGAGUGACGACGAGGACGAAGAAGCUCUGCGUGCUCAGCUGCUGCAGGCAGUGUUGCAGAAGAGGCGGCGCAGGUCGAAGCCACCCGAAUCCCCACAGCAGCAGCAGCUUCAACAGGUUCAGCCUCAGCCACCGCAACAGUCCCCUCAGCAACAGCAGCGUGCCAACCACCGUACACCUUUGUCACCGCUGAACGGCGCAACUGCCCUUACCAUGCCGCCGGUGGAGCCCAAGGAAAUCAACAGGACCGCUUCCCCCAAUGGUUUGCCACCAAAGACUGCCACUCCACCUGCCAUAUUUGCCACACCGAAAGGAAGACAAGUGCCAGACGCCGCAUUUGUGGAAACGAAAUUGACGGAACCAGUGGUCAUCAACCUCGGCAUGGAUGACACGACGUCCGAGGAAGAAGACGAAGAGAGUGAGGCUGAGGAAGAGCCUCUUCCACCCAUUGAGAACAGCUUCUCACUUGGCCUCGACAAACUUCUCAAGGAGGCUCGUCAGCAGUCUCAGGUUCCACCCGCUCCAAGCGUGGCAGAGGCCGCACCGCUGGCAGCCACACCAGUCUCGGUGAUGAAGCUCUCCCAGGCCCAGCAGUUGGAGUACCGUCGUCUCAAGGCCGAGAUCGCUCGCCGAGAGUUGCGCUCGGUCAUGGGUGGUGGGGACAAGCUGGACGCCGCCACGCAGCAACAGCUCAACAGGGCCCGGCGUCUGAAACAGCAAGCCUCGGCCAAGCGAUCACUGGAGGCACUGGAGAACACACUGCACACGGAAAGGAAAGCACUGCGCCUCGAGGGCAAGCGCAUGGAUGCCCUCAAAUCCGAGGUGCUGACCAAGAAGUCUGCUGUGCGUGGCACCCAUGUCCGAAUUCAGCGGCUGCGAGAGCAGCUGGCAACGCUGGAGCGCCUGGUGGCCGGGCACGACACGGGCAUACGCAAGGCCAACCUACAGCUCCAGGCACUGCAGAUGGCAAUCGACAAACGGAAGGGCCACAUUGAGAAGCUGGAAAGCCAGUGCAAUCAACACGGCAAAAUUGUGUACGGCGACAAGUACCAGCUCCCCGUGACACCCGAGGGCGCGGCCGCAUCCACAACAAAGCGCAAGGUCUCGAUCUCGUCGCUGCAACAGGUAUGCCAUUGGAAGUGCCUGCUGCAGCAGCAGAUCACCGAGGUUGACGACCCCGAGCUCGUGGACUUGGAGCAGGACUUCCGGUACUUUGACUCAUCGCACCUCGGAACGGCCGCCCUGGAGCAACUCGUCAUCGACCAGCCCCACAACGUUGAGCUCUGGUUGCGGCUUGCCUAUCGACACCUUUACGGCAAGCACAACAGCGACGAGGGUGACCCCGAAGCCAGGCUGGACCAAGCGCUGAACGUGUUCUCACAAGCGCUGGAGAGCAAUCGGUCGAGCCCCGAGGUGUGGCGUCUCUACCUGGGGUGGUACGCAGCACACCCGACGUGCUCCGACCUGGACUACCUGUGCCACAAGGCGCUGGACUACUGCAGCCACAACUCCGUCUGGUGGAAGUGUGUGACGCUGGUGGACAGCCUUCCCUCCAAGUGCCAGCUGUGCCAGCAGCAGCUGUACAACCUGACCCAGGGGGUGUCGGACGGCAAGCAGCCGGACUCGCAGUGCGUCCUCGAGGUGGUGCUCUAUUGGGCGCAGCUGUGCGCCGUCGCCGGCAACAUGCCACUCGCCUACCUCAUCCUCAAGACAUCCGUCAAGUCCAUCAUCAAGUUCGAGCACUUCGUGGAUCCGUCGGACUCCGGCGAGCUCCUGGACGUGACGACACGGGACAUCCUCCAAUGUGCCAACAUGCUCCUGUCGCCCAGCGACCUGUGCUUCCUGUGGCUCUGCUAUCUGCACUUUGUCGAGUUCCGGUCCCUGCCGGCCGGACUGUUCUGCGUCGAACGUGGAUCCGUCGGUCGGCUCUGCUCCACGGACUCUUUUGAGAUCCCCUGGGACCGGAACGAGGGGCUGACCCAAUCGCCUGACAUUCUGCUCUGUGCCUUCCACGAAGCCGUGGACGAACUCGGUGGACCCGACAAGUGUGUCGCCCUGUUCACCAGCCACUUGAACCUGCUUGUAUCCCAGUCCAUGGGAUCGUCCGCCGUGCAGCUCUGCAACGUAGCCAUGGAAGACAAUCCGGGUUGGUCCGACGGCUGGCUUCAGCUUGUCGAGCUCUACAUCAAGGCCGGAGACAUGGAGGAAGCCACUAACGCAUUGCAGAGAGGCCUGUCGCGGCUACCUACUGAUGCACGCCUGUUGUUCAAAGCGGCAUCGGGAAACUUUGACUUGCCAAGCGAUGUCAUUCACGAGCUGCUGGAGAACUUCGUGGCCCACUACUUCCAGACCGGCAACAACAUAGUUGGUCUUCAGCGAAACGCCAAGGAACCCUGCAUAUCAUUCCCGAAGCUUGUGGAGGAAUGCGACAGUCAUGCCGUGUACACGCGGCUCAACUUCAUUGAGCUGUUGAAGCUGUCGGGAGCAUCCCCCCGGGACGUGUGUGAACUGUACGAGAUCCUGCUGACGGUGUCGGACACUACGUCUGACGUCCAGCUUGCCUGGUGGUGGUACUUGAACUAUCAGCUCGAGGCCGUCGUCCGCCGAGACGCUGGCUCCGCAGACGUCGUGAGCGGCCUCGUGCAGCGCUGCCUCGAGAGCGUGCCCACCCGGCGCCACCUGCCCGCCGAGCCGAGAAAGAUGUGGAGCGACUUCAGCUUCACGAACCACAUGCUCAAUCUUCUCGCCGCUCACAUGACUUCGCCUCGUGACGCGGCGGACCUGCUGUGGUCUUACCUGCAGGAUCGGACUAAGCCGAACCCAGCACUGGUCCAACGAGUGGUGGAGUUGUUCCUACAAUCCGACGACCGGGACCGGGCCGAGACCGUGCUGCGGGCAGCCCUUGUGCCGGGCCUCCAGUCCCUGCGGCUCUGGCAACUAAGUAUCCAGCUGGCCGCUACUGAAGGAGACAGCUAUGAGGUGCACCGGUUGUUUGAGGCUGCUGUGCUAAGCAUGCCAUACCAUGCUGACCUCUGGUGCCACUUCCUCAUCUACGAGUUGACCCAGGGUCAUGUGGAGCAUGCGCAAAAGGUCGUCGAGUCGGCUUCCAAGUACCAAGUGCCGGGUCCACAGGAAAUCCUGGACAGCUUCCUUGCCAAAGAACUGACUGAAGAGGAUGCACUGAAACGACUCGGCGUCUUCCUACUGCCGCCGUGAAGGUUGCGGCAAGCAGGUGUUCCAAGACACGGGGGUCGUCAGGGGUGUGCUUUAAGACACCCCCCAUAGGCGGCCUCUUGUAAGUACGUUUGCACCAACAGGGUGUAGUUGAACAGAACUCCCCACUUCCCUCACCUCCCUCCUUCCCUCCCACCCUCUCCCCCACUCCUGCCCCCUCCUGUCUCUUCUACGUAUGCAUCCAUUGUCAUUUGUCAUCGUUGGGUCUUCCUCCAUGACCUUUGCCCUCUUCACACCACUUAGCUCUGGUGUUAGGUUCUGGUCCCCCCUUUCUUCCUUCUUUUUAGCUUUUUUUUUUUUCACUUUGCUUUUUCUGCCUCAUUCUCUUGUGCUCCACAAAAGCGGGCAGCGAGUUUUGGCACCUAAACCCACCUUUUUAAAACUUUAGUUUUACCUCCGGUCAUUUGGCAAGGACUCACUGAAAGUUGAGAGGCCAGUUUGUGACAGUCUUCGCACUUAUUGACUGCCUAUGUGUGCAUGCAGAAUAGACUUAAGUAUCUCUGGACGAUACAUCCAUGCCUUUUCUUUUUUUUUUUGCUUUUUGCUUUCCUUUUACACAGUAUUUCUGUCACUCAUUCACUUCUCUGCCUGUGCAAAGCACUCGCGUCGGUGCUCCACACGUGCGACUUGUUCGUCGCAGUAUUUUCAACGAGAGAAGUUUUAUUCCGCGGUCUUCCCGCACAGUUGUGCCGCGAAGGUGCGGGAGAAAACAAAAAAUGGUGGCUCAAGGAAAAAAAGCAAAACAGUCGUCGCCGGUCCGUCGGAGAAGUGUGGGUAGUAAUAGGGAAUAGAAAAAAAGGAAAGGUGUACGUUCUUGAACAGCGGAGAUGUUCUCAUCAAAGGAAAAGACAGAGAAGCGCUAAAAAACGGACGUGGCAUUGAAAACGGAAGUGGACAACAUGUCGUCGUCGCCGUUGUUAUUUCUUUUUUUUUUGGCUUCGGCAAGCAACGGAUCGGAUCAGCUCCGACAGCGACGAAGCAUCGUACUGCCUCCUCGACAACGUGCAUCUGUGAUAAGACUGUUUUUUCCUGACGGAGUGAACCAUUUGCGCCCACCGCCGUGCCAAGAGGGGAGGGUAUGGGUGAUUCGUGCACAAUUUCUCGUGUGAUUGCAUGGCAGGGAGCGGUGUGGGCCCGUUUUUAGCAUGACACUUGACUCCCAGUUGAGAUUGCAAAUAAUUAGCCAAUUAUUAAUUUAUUUGCUACUGAGCCUGUAAAUAAAACACUGUAGUAGUCCUCGUUUAAACCAGUGCAUACUGCGGUACCUGCAAAGGUUUUUUUUUAUUCUGUUUUUCUUUCGACUAGUCCGUUAACUUAAAUUGUCAUCUUGUUGCCAGUUUUUCAAGGUUAUCUCUCUUCCAGGUGGUCUGUGACUUACAUAGUUUCUUUUUUUGUUUGCCUAGGCUAUCCAUAACCUGGAACAUUUUGAUAAAUUGAAUUCUUGCCCAUUUAGAGGAAGUGCCAUGCAAACACACUUGUGUAAAGUGUCAAAUGCCGUUACUACUUUGGACACCUUUGUUGUUUUUUAUGUUUUGUAAAAAAGAAAAGAAAAUUCCCAAGCCUGUCUCGUGGCAUUUGUACAUAUUUUUUUUGGGUUCACUACCCUGUGUAUAUAUUAAAAAGUUUUUCUGAA
Messenger RNA from Rhipicephalus sanguineus (brown dog tick), 5154 nucleotides. Its product is annotated as zinc finger C3H1 domain-containing protein. Gene Ontology annotation, molecular function: protein binding. Gene Ontology annotation, biological process: RNA processing. Bases 165 to 3503 code for a protein of 1112 amino acids. The transcript has 23 exons. Lineage: Eukaryota; Metazoa; Arthropoda; Arachnida; Ixodida; Ixodidae. Gene Ontology annotation, cellular component: nucleus; exosome (RNase complex). The record is from RefSeq and is a predicted model, not a curated record.